UAUGACUCGCUAUUUUUCCUAUACGCUUAUUCUUGCUGACAAAGGUAAACGAAAGUUAUCUGCUAGCAGCGAAAGAUGCAUCGACACUUGAUUCUGACAUUGGCUUUCAUCUGCACUGCAGCAGCUGUUAGGCCCAAAGAUGUUAGGGAUCCGGGGUUGUACCAAGGGGACAUGCGUCUCACAGCUAUGCAGAAGUUGUUGGUACUGACAGGAGGCGAUGUGAGUACUUCCGAAAAAUCUGGCCUUGCUUUUGGCAGCAGCAAAGAUCAAAGCCUUCUGUGGCUUCCAAGCAGAGUUGUCCCAUAUGAGAUAUCAGCUGAUCUUGCUGCAAAUCAGGAGGCAAUGUUUGCAAUUUUCCAAGGCUUCAGAGAAUGGGAGUCAUAUGCCUGUUUGAAAUUCGUUGAAAGAACAACCGAAAAAGAUUACAUUUACAUAUUCAAUAAUUGUUCUGGAUGCUGGUCCUACGUUGGGCGCCAAGGAGGAAAACAGGAACUGUGUUUGGAUAACGGCUGUCACAGCAGAGCUACUGUUGCUCACGAACUUGCCCAUGCGAUGGGAUUUUGGCACGAACAAAGCCGUCCAGAUAGGGACAAUUACAUUGACGUCAUCUGGGAAAACAUUGAUCCAGACAAUGCUUACAAUUUUGAUAAACAGAAAAAGGUAGACAGUCUUGGAACACCAUACGACUACUACAGCAUGAUGCAGUACGACGAAACCUCCUUUACAAUGAAUGGUAACAUAACAAUGGCUGCUAAGCAACCUGGGGUAGUUCAGCUUGGAAAUGAGGUUGGGUUUACUGGCAUUGAUUCUGUACAAGCAAUGUUGUUAUACAGAUGCAACGGGAAAACCACAAAGCCAGCAUUUCGAAAGAGUGUCGUCGAUUUAAAGGGUGCUGAUGAUUGCAUUUUUGACGACGACUUUUGUCAUUUCACACAAGCGAAUGAUGACGAUUUUGAUUGGACACUGAGGAAAGGCGCAACAUACAGCGGGGGAACUGGACCUAGUGUUGAUCACACAACAGGAAGAUUAGGAGCAUUUGCUUACAUCGAGGCCUCGUAUCCUAGAGUGGAAAAUGAUACUGCAAGAAUGCUCAGCAAAAUGCUCAAUGGGAAAAAGUGCAUGACAUUCUACAUUCAUAUGUAUUCUGCUGAUCCAGUCAACAUCGGAAAAUUUAAUGUCCACCUUAAAGAGGCAAGAACUGGAUCUAUGCGAAGGCUUAUUUCUUUAUCAGGCAGUCAAGGCAAUGAAUGGAAAAAGAUAAGGCUGAAUCUUUCAUCAAGAAGCAAAAAAGGAAGUUAUCAGGUCAUUUUUGAAGGCAUACGUGGCAAAAAUUAUCAAGGAGACAUUGCUAUUGAUGACGUCAGCUUCCAAGAUGGUAGCUGCAAGUCAAUUCCAGCAACGACCAUGCCACCUACAGUUCCUUGCCAAGACACAACUGAUAGGGAAGGACCAUACUGUAGUACUUGGAAGGCAGCUGGUUUCUGCGAAAGCCAUAAAGCAGACAUGAAAGAUAUUUGCAGAAAGACAUGCGAUUUCUAUCUUCUCAGGCCUGCUGUGAUUGGAGUGGAACGCUUUGUUGGACUGAUACCAGGGUCAGUUGUAGGAGUCAUGGCUAUGCCGGACAUCUUCAGCUUUUCAGGAGCAUUUGCUUACAUCGAGGCCUCGUAUCCUAGAGUGGAAAAUGAUACUGCAAGAAUGCUCAGCAAAAUGCUCAAUGGGAAAAAGUGCAUGACAUUCUACAUUCAUAUGUAUUCUGCUGAUCCAGUCAACAUCGGAAAAUUUAACGUCUACCUUAAAGAGGCAAGAACUGGAUCUAUGCGAAGGCUUAUUUCUUUAUCAGGCAGUCAAGGCAAUGAAUGGAAAAAGAUAAGGCUGAAUCUUUCAUCAAGAAGCAAAAAAGGAAGUUAUCAGGUCAUUUUUGAAGGCAUACGUGGCAAAAAUUAUCAAGGAGACAUUGCUAUUGAUGACGUCAGCUUCCAAGAUGGUAGCUGCAAGUCAAUUCCAGCAACGACCAUGCCACCUACAGUUCCUUGCCAAGACACAACUGAUAGGGAAGGACCAUACUGUAGUACUUGGAAAGCAGCUGGUUUCUGCGAAAGCCAUAAAGCAGACAUGAAAGAUAUUUGCAGGAAAACAUGCGAUUUCUGUUGAUCAAAGCUCAAAUUUAAAAUCAAGAAGCGCAUCAUUUGACAACACUGGCGAUUAUAGUUAAAGAAAAGAUGAGGUCAGCUGUUUUGAAUUCAUCUACUUGACAGACAGAUUUUAAUACAAGUUGCCA
Messenger RNA from Rhopilema esculentum, 2278 nucleotides. Its product is annotated as meprin A subunit beta. Gene Ontology annotation, molecular function: metalloendopeptidase activity; zinc ion binding. The record is from RefSeq and is a predicted model, not a curated record. Gene Ontology annotation, biological process: proteolysis. Lineage: Eukaryota; Metazoa; Cnidaria; Scyphozoa; Rhizostomeae; Rhizostomatidae. Gene Ontology annotation, cellular component: membrane.